Molecule: messenger RNA, 5028 nt
Organism: Sapajus apella (tufted capuchin)
Lineage: Eukaryota; Metazoa; Chordata; Mammalia; Primates; Cebidae
Gene: FAM76B
Product: family with sequence similarity 76 member B
Exons: 10
Coding region: 119-1138 (339 amino acids)
Source: RefSeq, a predicted model, not a curated record
AGGAGGAGGAGGAGGAGGAGCCGGAGCCCGCGGCCCGGGCGGCGGUAGCGGCUCUCGAGUUCUCCGUAGGGCCCCGCCUCGAAGCGGGCGGCGGUGGAGGAGGAGACUGAGGAGCAGGAUGGCGGCCUCGGCCCUGUACGCUUGCACCAAGUGUACCCAGCGCUAUCCCUUCGAGGAGCUCUCCCAGGGCCAGCAGCUCUGCAAGGAAUGUCGGAUUGCACAUCCUAUUGUAAAAUGUACUUACUGCAGAUCAGAAUUUCAACAAGAGAGCAAAACUAACACAAUUUGUAAGAAGUGUGCUCAAAAUGUGAAGCAAUUUGGGACGCCCAAGCCUUGUCAGUACUGUAACAUAAUUGCAGCAUUUAUUGGUACCAAGUGUCAGCGUUGCACAAAUUCAGAAAAAAAAUAUGGACCACCUCAGACCUGUGAACAGUGCAAACAACAAUGUGCUUUUGAUCGGAAGGAGGAAGGAAGAAGAAAGGUUGACGGAAAGUUAUUAUGCUGGCUCUGUACUUUAUCAUACAAAAGAGUUUUACAGAAGACGAAAGAACAAAGGAAGAGCCUGGGAUCAUCACAUUCAAAUUCAUCUUCUUCAUCUCUUACUGAAAAAGACCAGCAUCAUCCAAAACAUCAUCACCACCAUCAUCACCAUCACCAUCGUCACAGCAGUAGCCAUCACAAAAUCAGCAAUCUAAGUCCAGAACAAGAGCAGGGACUGUGGAAACAGAGCCAUAAAUCCUCUGCAGCAAUUCAGAAUGAAACUCCAAAGAAAAAGCCCAAAUUGGAAUCUAAGCCAUCUAAUGGAGAUAGUAGCUCUAUAAAUCAGUCAGCAGAUAGUGGGGGAACAGACAAUUUUGUCCUUAUAAGUCAGCUGAAAGAAGAAGUGAUGUCACUUAAGCGUCUCUUACAGCAGAGAGACCAGACCAUUUUAGAAAAAGAUAAAAAGUUAACUGAACUAAAGGCAGACUUUCAGUACCAAGAGUCAAAUUUGAGAACAAAAAUGAACAGUAUGGAAAAAGCUCACAAAGAAACUGUGGAACAACUUCAGGCCAAAAACAGAGAACUACUCAAACAGGUUGCAGCCUUGUCAAAGGGUAAAAAAUUUGACAAAAGUGGAAGCAUACUAACAUCUCCUUGAGAAAGUAAUUUGUUUAGCAUUUUUUCUUACAAUGUAAAUUUGAGGAAAAAAAUUCUGUGAAGCCCUAAAUUCUGUGUAGUAGAAAAAUAUUUUUGCACACCAAAUGAAUUGGUGUGUUUCCUAUUCACUUUUGUAAUUGAUAUACAGCAUUUUUUAAGUUGUAAAACAUUCAAAUAAAACUUCAACUGGUUUGAAGUAACUUUUUAAUUAUUUGAUAUCCAGGAACUUUUUUGCCAGCAAUAGUAUUAAACUGUUGUAAAGGAGUGCAUGAGUAGUGCUCUUUAUAAAACGAAACAUGCAAUAAUAGAGUAGAUAUGGUUUAAGAAGUCAGAACAGCAGGAUUUUUUGUUCUUUUUUUUGUUUUACACCAUGCUAAUUUCAGACAAACAGUUUUCAAUUUAAAAAUACAAAAACUUUUAAACUCGAAAAAUGGUGAACACUGGUUUUUUGGGAAUUGUGUUUUUACUUUGCAUCAACAUGAAUUUAGGAGAAAAUCAUGGUGCUUUUUAUUAAAUGAACUUCAAAUAUAUGUAAAUUUGUUUUUUAAAAUUAUAUCAUUAAUGUUAGUAACCUAGCAUUUUCAUUAUUGGUAUAGGAAUUAAUGUUUAUUGUACAGUAUCUAAGGUAAAAUGUGUUUCUGUUUUGUAAAAACGACUGUAGAUUUUUACUUACAAGUGCCUUUUUGCCACCUAAUGUUUUUAUUUAUAGGAAUGCUGAUCUUUUGUACAUACAGUUUGUUUUAAAAUCAUGUUUAAUAAAUGUUUGUAUAUAAAUGCAUAUGUACAGAAGCCUAUUUCAAAAGGAAAUCAAAAUUGCUAGUAAAAUGUUUGAGAUUGCAUUAAGAACUAACUGAUAAUGCAUAUAGACUUUAGAAAAUUUUGUGAUUUGUUUCUGUGUGAUAAGGGAAGCUGUUGGUCUUUGAAUUCAUUUAUGUCAAAAUAGUUCCUCAAAGAUUUAAUUUUAAAUUGCUUCUUAAAGAGUAAUUUUAUUUUUUAUUUCAUAUGGCUUCAUAUUCAUAUUUUGUGAGUUACAUGUUUUGCUUUAUUAUUUUUUAUAAAAUUUCUUUAUAAUUUUAAUGUUUCUACCAUGAUCCAUAUAUCUUCUUUCCCUGUGUGUGGUUAUCUAAGUUAAUAUUUAUGUACACCGUACUUAAUUUAAAGCAAAUCUGAAAAAAAUUAACCGUUUAAUCCAGUCUGUGAUAAUCUUUGAAUAAAUUGGAAUCUAAUAUGAGAUUCAGGAACUAUAAGUAAAUUGUCUCAAAGUCUUUAAAAUUGUCUAUAAAAGGUUAAGGUAGGGUGGGAUAGGUUAUGUGAAGUUAUUGACUAAUUAUAUUCUGAUCCAGUGGUUUUCAGCCUGAAAUGGAAUUUAUCUCCUAGUUAUUAUCAGUUCAGCAUUUUAGUUUGAUUUUAGUAUAGUUGGAUACACUGUGUAGAGUGAAAGAGUUGCUUCUUUUAGGAAUUUAUGGGCAAAGAUAAAUUUGCUUCAUGUAAACUGUUACUUAUAUCAGUUUUAAAGGUUUUUAUACAAACAUUGAUUAUGAAUAUCAUUUCAAAGAUUGGCUUUCUUAACACAUAUGAUUGUAACAAUUUUUUUAGCAUGACGUGUUUCAGUAGAAUAUUCUUGUAGUUCAUUAUAAGGUGAUACCAAAUAAUUCUUUGUCCACUUUGAAAGCAUAAUAUGGGUAAUUUUCAAGUGGUAGAAAAGAUUCAGUCAGAGUCUUGUAAACUAAACAGUUUAUUUUUACGGGAUCUUCGUGUAAUAAUAAUCUUAAAUUUAGUACUUUCAACCAUGAUAGACAAUGCCUUAACAUGGAUUUUAACGUUUGCAGGAUUUGCUAAAUUCAUAAAAUAGUUAUUACCUUUCUUUGAAAUUUGUAAUGUGUUAUAUUCCUGUUUCAUAGCCAUUUGUCAAUCCACAGUGGUCAUUAUGGUUUUACUUUGUGGUAGUUCUUAUACCUUGUUGGAGAAACUACAAAAGAAAGUUGUCCUUGUCCUUCUCCUUAGCUAACAUUAAAAUUAAAAAUAGUUUAAUGUUAGCUAAUAUUAAAAUUGAAGGCAAUUGAGUUUUAAUGUUAGCUAACAUUAACAGUCUCAUAAUUUAGCUUUGUAAAUUCCAAGGCUAAAAACCUUUCAUGGGCUUCACAGUAUUUAGUCCUAAUUAAGUACCCUCUCUUAUUCCAUGACCUUAUAACUUAAUUUUUUUGCAAUUGUAUAAGCUAGUAAAUCAGUCCCAGUCCUGGAUCUGUAGUGUUUUGACAUAAGAAACUCAUAUUCUUUAAAUGUGGACCUGUAAGAGAUAAUAUGGUGUGGUGUAUUGUGCUUUUAUUCCACUAUUAAUUAGCAUUAACCAGUGAGGGUCAUUUUGGCUCAAGUUAUUUAUGUAUUAAUAGCCUGUGAAUAUUACAGUCCUUUUUAGAUUAUAUUGGUCUAAAUAAGCAUUCUGCAGUGAACCUGUUAAGCUGUUCACAUGUAUAGACUAUUGAAAUACUGUACUUGUACACAUCUGACUGUUGACAUUUUGUACUUUUUUCUAGAUCCAGUAUUUCACAAUAAAAACUUGUCAAAGGCUUUGUAUUAGUUUCCAGUGGCUGCUGUGACAAAUUUCCACAAACUUAGUGUCUUAAUACAACAAAAAUUAAUUAUCUUAUGGUUCUAGAGUCCAGAAGUCCAAAAUCAGGUUCACUGGGCAAAAGUAAAGGUGUUAGUAGGGUUUGUUCUUUCUGGAGGCUCUAGGGGAAAGUCUGUUUCCUUGCCUUUUCCAGCUUCUAGAGCUGCAUUCCUUGCAUUCUGUGCGUUCAUUGACCCUUAUCUUCAAAGCCCAAAUUGUAGCAUCUGAAAUCUGUCUCUGCUGCUGUCAUAACUUCUCUCUCAGAGUAUCUCCUUCUUGUUCCCUCUUAUAAGGACCUGAUGAGAAAAGUAUUGGCUCCACCUGCAUAAACAAGAUAGAUUUUACAUCUCAAGUUGUUAACCUAGUCACAUCUGCAAAGUCCCUGUAGUCAUAUAAGGUAAUGUAUUCACAGGUUCCAAGGAUUAGGGCAUGGACAUCUUGGGGGACCGUUAUUGAACUUACCAUAGCUUCAUCUACAUUUUGCCUCCUUUUCCCAGUAUGAAGUCUUAAACGACAGAUAACAUGAAACUAGGGGUUUAGGCCAAACAUUAGAAACGAUUUUCCUAUCUGUUCAUUCAGACCAUUUCAGUGCAAUGGAUAUUUUCCUGGAAGAAAGAAAUUUGCAUUUAAUUGAGUAAGUAUUUCACGCUAUAUGUAGUUAAAUUUUUGAAAACUUUGGAACAUCACUAGUACCAUGCUAGGUUCUUUGAUACUUUAAAAGUUGAAGGUGUAAUUCUUUCAUUUAUAGACUAGUCGGGCAGAUAAUAUACUUGGGAAAAAAUCCAGAACCUAACGUUGGUUUCAUAAAGUGUAGUAAAAGCUAAUAGCGUUUAGCAAGGGCAUUCCAAGACUUGUGGGAAAGGUGUAGUCACUUGUUUCCCGAACUUUAGUAUACAUCAGAGUUACCUUGAGGACAUGAUAAACACAUGUUGCUGGACCUUAUCCCCGGUUUCUGAUUCAGUAGGUCUGGGAUGGAGCCUAAGAAUUUUCUAAGUUCUCAGAUAAUGCUGCUUCUGGCCCAGGGCUCACAUUUUGAGAACUAUCAUUUUAAUAUUUCCUGCAUUUCCCAUGCAAAGUAUACCAUUGGGUAGGCAAGUAAUAGAUGGAGGGUAGUUUCUCUGUAAAACAUUCUAUUCUAAUGAAAAAGGAAGGAUGGAAUUGCUACAUUGCUGUUUUACAGCCUCUCGUGGAGAUAAGGAUUGGUCAGCAGCUACUGACAAUAUGCAAAUAAACACGUUUUUAAGUGCUUUGUGUUGGAGGAACACACUGCUACCUAUGAAGUU